Messenger RNA from Penicillium malachiteum, 732 nucleotides. RefSeq names its product dienelactone hydrolase family protein. The transcript has 5 exons. Lineage: Eukaryota; Fungi; Ascomycota; Eurotiomycetes; Eurotiales; Aspergillaceae. The record is from RefSeq and is a predicted model, not a curated record. Gene Ontology annotation, molecular function: hydrolase activity. Bases 1 to 732 code for a protein of 243 amino acids.
AUGCUCGUUCAAGAAUCCUACUACGAUGUACCAACCAAGGCCGAUGGCCAAGGUUCCAUGCUAACGGGUCCCGUCGCGCGAUUCGCUCGCCAGAUUGCUGGACAGGGUUAUAUCUGUGCCGCUCCGUCGAGCUACCAUGAGUUCACGGGCCCAGAGCCUCUUUUGUAUAAUGCUGAGGAUACGGAUAAGGGUAAUGAGUGGAAGAUCGCCAAGAAACUGGCAGCCUACGACGAAGACGCCAGUCUAAGUGUGGAUUACCUCCUCUCCCUCCCAACCUGCAAUGGUCGCGUGGGUGCCACGGGUAUGUGCUUGGGUGGACACCUUGCAUACCGCUGUGCACUCGAUAGUCGCGUUAAGGCUUCUGUGUGUUACUUUGCGACGGAUAUCCACAGCAAGACUCUUGCUGCUGGUAAGAAUGAUGAUAGUUUGGCCAGAACGGGUGAUAUUAAGGGCGAGCUGUUGAUGAUCUUCGGCAAAAACGACACACACGUCCCUCCUGAAGGUCGCGAUCUAAUUCGCAAAACCCUGCAUGAUAAGGGAGUCUUGUUCAGCUUCUACGAAGUCGCAUGGGCCCAGCACGCAUUUAUUCGAGACGAGCUUAGCAAGGGCCGAUACGAUCCAGCUAUUACCAAGUCCUGUUUCGAGAUGCUUCUGGAACUGUUUGGACGCACCUUGAAGCUGGAUUUGGGUGAGCAUGAUGGCAAGGAGCUGGUUGUUGAGGAUGUAUGCUAG